AGAGUGAGUACAAUUUUACGUCUCAUUUCAAUUCAACUCAAUACUUGUUCAAUUUCGAGCUGCAUUAUUAAAUUAAAAUAAAAUUUAUUAUAAGUACUAUACAAUUAAAUAAAUUUCAACUGUGAUCAAUCAAUAAGGGGAUUGUGAGAAAGUAUAUUGCGAAGCGAUUUUGCCAAAUAAUUAACAAAUAUUCUCGCAAGGGAAAGGCACAGAACUUGGAAGCCGAAACGACUGCAUUGUAUCCAAAAGACGACGACGACGGUGAAGAAGAAGAAGACGUCGAAGAAGAAACGAGGGAACCGGAGAAACGCCAAGAAAACGUUGAUUGAAAUUAUUUGGACAACAAAAGAUUUUGCAAAUUUUUAACCCUUUUCUGUUGAUAUAACAGCAAAAGUGUUUUAGACUCAAUGAAAAUCGCGUAGAUAUCAACUCUUUAAACUAGAAUAAACACAUGCUGUAUAAUUAAACACCAUUUAAGCUAAAGCAAUACUCUGUGCAUUACAAAACCUAUUCAUAAACCACACGCUACUUCUCGCAUCAAAAAAGAGUUAUAAAUUGCUCGAAUAUAUUAUCGACUCGGUUAUUUCAACAGACCGGCGAUACAACCAAGUCAUUAAAGAUUCUAAAAAUUGUUCAUCAAAUAACGGAGCACGUAAAUUUUGGUUCUAGCCCUUUGAAUUCAAUUGAACGGAUCACCAUCCUUAUACUGCUGAAUCAAUUAAACUAAAUCCGAAAAUCCGCAAAAGAGCGAAAGUUUAAAAGAAAAACGCAAUGGUAAUGGAUGCAACUCAAUCACAACAGCCAUCUCCACAAUCUGUUGGUCGCGAAUUUGUGCGCCAAUACUAUACCUUACUUAAUCGUGCACCAAGUCAUUUGCACCGUUUUUAUAAUAACAACUCAUCGUUUAUACAUGGCGAAUCAACUUUGGUGGUGGGUCAACGAAACAUCUACAACCGAAUUCAGCAGCUAAAUUUCAAUGAUUGUCAUGCCAAAAUAAGUCAGGUGGAUGCUCAAGCUACUCUAGGUAAUGGCGUCGUCGUUCAGGUUACCGGCGAACUGUCGAAUGAUGGCCAGCCAAUGCGUCGCUUUACGCAAACCUUUGUGUUAGCAUCUCAAUCACCGAAGAAAUAUUAUGUGCAUAAUGAUAUAUUCCGUUAUCAAGACGUGUUUUCGGAUGAGGAGAACGAAGGGGAAACACGCACGGAACAAGAUGAAGAACAUGUAGAAUUGCAACAAUCAACUGCUACUACUUCUGGUGCUCUUGGUAAUGAACAAGUCGGCUCAAAUUUAGUUGCUGGCAGUGGCCCUGUUACUGCUGAACAACAACAGCAACCACAACAACUGACUCAACUUUCCACGCAGGCGGUGAAUGCAACAGCAGGUUCAGGUGUAUUGCCACAGCAACAAACAGGCGCACAGCCAGCCGUUGGUGGACCACAACAACCAGCCAUUUACUAUUCGGUGCCAGCCGCUGGCGGUCGUCCAGUGCCUCUAUUGACGGGCGCUGCACCACAAGCAACAAGCGCGGUAUCAUUUUCAGCUGCCGCCCCGGCCGCCGUUGUAUCGCAACAGGUUCAGCUGAAUGGAGUUGUUGGUCAUGAAGAUCUCUUAUCUACUGGAAAUCCGCAACAACAGCAAGGGCAAGGACAACAACAACAGAUCGUUGCACCGUCGACUUCACCUGUAGUACAGCAGUCGACUAAUAUUGCCGUGGCCACCCCAGUACUUCCUGGUCAAACUGGUGCAUCUGCUGGAGUAACUGCUGUUCCCGUUGCUGUACCGGCAAAUGCAAAUAUUCCCGGCUUCCAACAAUCUCCACUACUGCAGUCCCAUGUUUUGCAACAACAGCAACCUUUACAACAACCCUUGGUCCAACAAACGCAGAUCACUCAACAAUCGUCGGUUGUGGAUUUGGAAGAAGGCGUAAUUAGUCCCAGUUUAACUAGCAACGCUGAAUCGGUACCUCGUUCGGGUUCAGCUAGUUUAUUGGCUGCGGCAGAUAACGCACCGGCUGUUGACGAUUUCAAAACAAUUAAUGAGCAGCAACAGCAAGAAAAGUAUGAAGCUGCCAAGCAACAACAACAACAACAAAAUGAAAUAAAGACGUACGCCAACCUAUUUAAGUCGUCUUCCUCAUCGCCCAGCGGUUUCGUCACUGCAGCCAUGCAACAGCAACAACAACUGCAACAACAGCAACAACAAACAUCCAAUAAUGCUUACCAUUCUGCGACUACCAUCUCAAGCACAACCUAUUCACAGUCUAAUUCCAAUUCAACCUCAUCACUCUCGGUCUACAAUAACCGCAAUAGCGAAUCUUCCUCAUUACGUCUUGACAACAACAACACUAUGAGUUCAGUUACACAAGGAGGCCCAUUGCCUCAACGCAAUAAUGCAUCCCGAAUUAAUAAGGAAUACGAACCACGCCGUACCAGCAAUGCCCAGCAAUCUGACAACCAGCAACUAUUCCUUGGCAAUAUACCACAUCAUGCCUCAGAGGAGGAGUUAAAGGCUUUGUUCGGACGUUUCGGCCAGGUGCUGGAAUUGCGAGUUAUGUCGAAAGCGAAUGGUAAACUACCACCCGGCGUUAGAAAUCCUCAGAAUUUCGGCUUUAUUACUUAUGAAGAUCCAGAGUCAGUUCAGAAUUGCUUAGCAAAUUGUCCGCUUUACUUCCCCGAAAAUUCUCCUGACGGCCAGAAAUUGAAUGUAGAGGAAAAGAAGCCUCGUCCAAUGCGCCCAAAUAAUGACAUGCCAUCACGCCAGUCGAUGGGUGGCAACAGCAUGGGCGGAAAUAUGAAUAAUUCGCAACGUAACAUGAGCGGAGGCCCACCAUCUCGUUCACUAUCAAAUUCUGCAGGCGGCGGCGCCAGCGGUGGCAUGAUGAGAAACGCUGGUGGUAGCAGUGCAAACAGCAACAGCAUGUCGCGUGGCCAAUCCAGUGGUGGUGGGCCACGCCUCAGUGGCGGUUUCAAUCGCAAUGAGAAUCGCAGUGGUCCAACGAAUGGCAAUGGCCCACAAGUACGCGGCAGCAAUCAAAACAGUGCACAGUCCUCAGGCGCCAGUGGCGGCAACAGCUAUGGCACACGGCGCUAACCAUUAAUAUUCUUCUAUCAUCCACAGCAGCAGACAUCUCGCUACAAUACAGUAACUGCUGCUGUUGCGACAACGCCAACGCCAUCAACACCACCAGUACAGAAACAACAGCAACCGCAGUAAUCUUUAUAAGAUUAUAUUAUUCUAAAACUGAUUUUUGUUUUAGUAAAAAUAUUUGAAUGAAUUUGCUUGCGAAGUAAUUUAAAAUGAUAACAAGAAACCAAAUCAAGUCCAAAUCUGGAAUUUGCGAGAAAAUACAGACAACAAAAACAAAAACAAAAAAAAAACGGAAAACGCAUGCAAUCAUGAUACUGUUUUGUAUGCUGAUUAUAAUUUUAGAGUUGUUUGUUAAACUUGGCGCUUUCUACAAUCACUUUCUCUAAAAAUUUUGUAUUCAUCACUCCCUUUCAUAACGGUAAAUCGUUUUCCUUUGUAAUACAUAUAUCACAAAAUUUAGUUUAUUGUUUUAUAUAUUGAAGUAAAUUUUUAUUUAAUAUUUUAAUUUAUACUAACAAAAAAAAAUAAAAGAAAAAAACAUUCUUCUCUUGAACGCAAUCUACAAAUAAAAACUUCAUUAUCAUGUACGUAUUUUAA
Messenger RNA from Zeugodacus cucurbitae (melon fly), 3684 nucleotides. RefSeq names its product ras GTPase-activating protein-binding protein 1 (gene rin). The coding region runs from base 772 to 3090 and encodes 772 amino acids. The transcript has 4 exons. Gene Ontology annotation, molecular function: mRNA binding. Gene Ontology annotation, cellular component: ribonucleoprotein complex; cytosol. Lineage: Eukaryota; Metazoa; Arthropoda; Insecta; Diptera; Tephritidae. The record is from RefSeq and is a predicted model, not a curated record.